Molecule: messenger RNA, 542 nt
Organism: Staurois parvus
Lineage: Eukaryota; Metazoa; Chordata; Amphibia; Anura; Ranidae
Source: the annotation of a GenBank genome assembly
AUGAUAUGGAGGGGAUUGGAACACCUGAAUCACAUGAUUGGGAGGGGAUUGGAACACCUGAAUCACAUGAUAUGGAGGGGAUUGGAACACCUGAAUCACAUGAUAUGGAGGGGAUUGGAACACCUGAAUCACAUGGUUGGGAGGGGAUUGGAACACCUGAAUCACAUGAUUGGGAGGGGAUUGGAACAUCUGAAUCACAUGAUACGGAGGGGAUUGGAACACCUGAAUCACAUGAUAUGGAGGGGAUUGGAACACCUGAAUAACAUAAUAUGGAGGGGAUUGGAACACCUGAAUCACAUGAUAUGGAGGGGAUUGGAACACCGGAAUCACAUGAUUGGAGGGGAUUGGAGCACCUGAAUCACAUGAUAUGGAGGGGAUUGGAACACCUGAAUCACAUGAUAUGGAGGGGAUUGGAACACCGAAAUCACAUGAUUGGGAGGGGAUUGGAACACCGGAAUCAUAUAAUAUGGAGGGGAUUGGAACUCCUGAAUCACAUGAUAUGGAGGGGAUAGGAACACCUGAAUCACAUGAUAUGAAGGGGA